CGGAAGCUGCUGCAAUAUAUUGUCUUGAAAAUAUAAGUGAACAUCUGUUGAAAGAAGGAGAUUCAUUUAUGAUUGUUGAUUGUGGCGGCGGUACGAUUGAUUUGACGGUUCGCACUCUUCUCCCCGGUUCGAAAUUAAGCGAACUCACAGAAAGUACUGGCGGUUUUUGCGGAUCUACAUAUAUCGAUAAAGAAUUUAAAAAGUUUCUUGCUCGUAAAAUCGGAUUGUCUGCUUAUCAAUUGUUAGAGGAGAAGCACUAUCCUCAAUUACAAUAUUUGGUUCAAUAUUUCUGUACACAAGUAAAGCUUCCGUUCGAUGGCAUUGAAAGAAGCUGGCGGAAUAAAGAAAUUGAUCUUGAAGAAGUUUGUCCUGUUCUUUUGCAAUACGUUAAAGGAGAGGAAAGAGAUAUAUUAGAAGAAUCAGAAUGGAUGAUAGAAUUGGAUUUUUUAUUAGUUAAAUCAUUUUUUGAUAGUGUUGUCGGGCAAAUUAUUAAUCUUAUUCAUCGACAGAUAUCAAAAUCAAGAAAGAAUAUUUCAGCAAUAUUUUUGGUCGGUGGUUUUUCGGAAUCCAAAUAUUUGUUGCUUAAAAUUCGAAAUGAAUUCAAUGCGCGGAUUCCUUAUAUUUCUGUACCUUCUGGUCCAAUUGCUAGCAUUGUGAGAGGAGCUGCCCUUUAUGGUCUUAAAAUGGAUACAAUUAAAACUCGCGUUCUCAGAAAUACUUAUGGUAUUAGAAUGCUGCGUGAUUGGACCCCUAAUGAUCCGGUUUCGAGAAUUAUAAUGAUAGAUUCGGAAAAAAGGAUUUGUUACUUUGAAAGGUUAGCUAAAAAGAGCACUGAAGUUCCAGUCGAUCAAGAAUUCAAAAAAAAAGUUUGUCCGGUGUAUAAAAAUCAGUCUAAGGCUAGUUUCAUGAUCUACACAACUAAGGCUGAUGAUGGAAAAUACUGUGAAGACCCAGGAAUGGAGCUUUUUGGAACACUUGAUUUGGAAAUUCCUGAUGUUCACCUUGGUCUUGGUCGUCCAUUGGAAUUCACUUUAACUUUUGGUCAAAUGGAAACGCGUGCUUUUGCGAGGGCGAUCAUGUCGGGAAAAACGUCUCAGGCGACUUUUAAAUUAGAGUUAUAA
Molecule: messenger RNA, 1121 nt
Organism: Ambispora gerdemannii
Lineage: Eukaryota; Fungi; Glomeromycota; Glomeromycetes; Archaeosporales; Ambisporaceae
Source: the annotation of a GenBank genome assembly